Molecule: messenger RNA, 192 nt
Organism: Peronospora matthiolae
Lineage: Eukaryota; Oomycota; Peronosporomycetes; Peronosporales; Peronosporaceae
Source: the annotation of a GenBank genome assembly
AUGCAGCGUGUGGACCACGACCCCAUCCUUUCUAUCGUGACGUUCGAGAACAUGGCGCAGAGACUCAUCGACUGGACUAUGGGUUCUGAGCUGCGUUACGAAGGAGACGUUUCUGGGGCAAAGUGGCGGACGUCAAGGAAACACGCGACACCUGCACCAAGUCAGAUGAAGACAGUGAGGGCUUCUCAGUGA